Molecule: messenger RNA, 3775 nt
Organism: Cryptomeria japonica (Japanese cedar)
Lineage: Eukaryota; Viridiplantae; Streptophyta; Pinopsida; Cupressales; Cupressaceae
Product: lysine-specific demethylase JMJ27
Exons: 14
Coding region: 388-3453 (1021 amino acids)
Biological process (GO): regulation of transcription by RNA polymerase II
Cellular component (GO): chromatin; histone deacetylase complex
Molecular function (GO): chromatin DNA binding; histone H3K9 demethylase activity; transcription coregulator activity
Source: RefSeq, a predicted model, not a curated record
AUGUACUUAUUAUGAAAUCUGUGUUGCCCCGGAACGACGUUGGUUUAGUCUUGGGGUUAAACUGUUACCCAAGUCAAAAAAGAGGAUUGUGGUUGCUGGGAAGGUACCUGCAUCCUGCUACCUGAUUGUUUUACCCAAAGCGAGCCCUGUUUUUUCUGGUUUGGCAAUGGAGUAAUUUGCUCAUAAGGUCCCUGUGUAUUGAUAAACCUUUGACUUGGAGAUACUGAGGAUUUUAUGGCUUCUAUUUUGUGACAGCGACAAAAUUCUGACUAAUUUAUCCCAAAUUUUUCCCACCAUAUGGGUAAGCAUUUGCUGUUUCAUAUGUUGGGUUGUAUUUAUUAGAGAGGUGCCCUCUGUACUUCUUAGGCUGCCUGUUUCAACUUCCCAAUGGCAUCUGGAAACACACAAAAGGAUGAGGCCGAAGUUAUUCCAGAGGAAUUCCGUUGCAAAAGAUCUGAUGGGAAGCAAUGGAGAUGCAGUGCAAGAUCCAUGCCAGACAAAACUGUUUGUGAAAAACAUUAUAUCCAAGCCAAAAAAAGAGCUGCAAACUCUGCCUUACGAGCUAGCCAGAAAAAGCUAAAGAAAAAGGAGGAGGGAAGUGAGGCAGUUCCUGAUAGCAAGAAGAAUGAUGUUGAAAAACGGCAUAUUUUUGAUACCGCUGGUGGGGAGUUCUCAACUAUCCCUUCGAAUAAGAAAUCAAAAUCCAGAGGUGUCAUGCACACAGCUCCUCUUCGUAUAGGGCAACGCCAAUCUCAAUUGUUGAAUGAAGAAGCAGAGAUGGACAUUCCGAGAAGUCGCAUGUCCGAAAAGGAGCCUGAUUUUCAGGUGUAUAAGAUCCCCACAGCUCCAUCAAAAUCAAAAACUGUGAAAGAUUUUGUACACAGGCCUCUCUUGGAUUGUUCUAGUAAGAGCACUGGUACUCUAGCUGAGGCAGAAAGUGCAAUGUGUCAUCAAUGCCAGAGGAAUGACAGAGGAAGGGUGGUUCGUUGUUCAAAAUGCAAAAGAAAGCGCUACUGCCUACCUUGCAUUUCUAAAUGGUACCCUGAAUUACAAGAAGAGGAUAUUGAGACGGCAUGCCCUGUUUGUCGAGGGAAAUGUAAUUGUAAAGCAUGUUUGCGUGGAAAUGGACAUGUUAAGGCAAGGAUGCAGGAAACUGAUAGCAUUGAGAAGUUACGCUAUCUCCAUUAUUUCCUUUCCAUGGUUCUUCCUGUGCUUAAGCAGAUCCAUAAGGAACAGUGUUUGGAACAGGAGGUAGAAGCCAAGAUUCAAGGUGAAAUGGAAACAAAGUUGGAGAUUCCUAGAGCCAAACUUAAUUCUGAUGAGAAGUUAUAUUGUGAUAACUGCAAAACUUCAAUUGUUGAUUACCACCGAAACUGCCCAUUUUGUUCUUAUGAUCUUUGUCUCAGCUGUUGUUCGGAGCUUAGGGAAGGUUGCCAGCUUGGAGUAAAUAAAGCAGAUUCAGCUCAGCAGUCUAUAGAUACACCUUAUUCUCAUGGUAGAGAUGGAAUUCAGAGGAAUAAACAAACAAAAGUGGCUGGAGGAAGAGCUGGUUUGGAUCUUCCCUCCCAGGCCAAUAACAAUAGCAGCAUGGAUUCUACAUAUCGAUCAUCAGAUUGGAAAUCAAAUAGUGAUGGGAGCAUUCCAUGUCCCCCAAAAGAAUGUGGUGGCUGUGGCAAUUCUUUGUUAAAAUUAAAACGCAUAUUCAAAAUGAAUUGGGUUGCAAAGCUAGAGAAAAAUGCAAAGGAAAUGACUAGUAGCUGCAAAAUUUCAGAUGGCUUUAAAGCCUCUCGUCCAUGUAUCUCAUGCUAUAAAAAUGGUUCUAAUGGAAACAGUGGAUAUCAAGGAAAAUUUUUAUGCCAAGCAGCAUGUAGGAAUGACAGCAAUGACAAUUUCUUAUACUCUCCCACCGUACAGAAUAUUAAAGAAGAAGGUCUUGAGCAUUUUCAGAAACACUGGAUUAGAGGUGAGCCUGUAAUAGUUCAGAAUGUACUUGAAGGCACAUCUGGUUUGAGCUGGGAGCCAAUGGUAAUGUGGCGAGCUGUACGGGAAAUCACUAAUGGAAAAUUCAAUGAUGAGACGAAGACAGUAAAGGCUAUUGAUUGCUUGGAUUGGUGUGAGGUUGAGAUAAGCAUCCAUCAUUUUUUCAAAGGAUAUACAGAGGGUCGGAUGCAUAAGAACGGUUGGCCUGAGAUGUUGAAAUUGAAGGAUUGGCCACCUUCAAAUUUUUUUGAAGAACGUUUGCCUCGCCAUGGAGCUGAAUUUAUUAAUGCAUUGCCCUUUCAUGAAUACACACAUCCCAAUUGGGGUCUUCUUAAUCUGGCAGCAAAGCUUCCUGAGAAUUUCGUGAAGUCAGAUCUAGGACCAAAAACUUACAUUGCUUAUGGGACACUUGAAGAACUUGGUAGAGGUGAUUCAGUCACCAAACUGCACUGUGAUAUGGCUGAUGUGGUUAAUGUUUUGACACAUACAGCUGAAGUCAAGUUCCCAGGAUGGCAGCAAGUUAAGAUAGAUAAGAUUCAAAAAUUAUAUAGAGCAUUAGACUCGAAGGAACUCUAUGGAGAUUCAGAGAGGGUUGACAAUAAAGUUGGUGAUGGGGAGAAAGGAAGAUCAACGAAAGUUCAGGCAGCGAUGUUGGAUGUUUCACUGCUUCAAAAUAUUACCAAUAAAAAGGCUUCUUCACCUUCGGAGAGAGAGGAAUGUAUUAAUGAUUAUGAUAUUGAAUCUAGUUUGACGAUAAAACAUAUUGAUUGCAAUGAUGAACAGGAUCGAGAAAUAAAUAGACUAAAAUCAGAUGGUCCAGAAAAGUGGAGAGCUAAUAGUAGUGAACAGAGGGAACAUGGUACAAUACGGGCCAAGGUAGAAGGUAACAUUACUAAUAAAGAGAAUAAUGGGACAGAGGUUGCUCAUGGUGGAGCUCUAUGGGACAUUUUUCGGCGAGAGGAUGUACCAAAGUUGCAAGAAUAUUUGUUAAAGCACUGCCAAGAAUUCAGACACAUUAAAGGCGUCCCUGUUGAUUCUGUUGUUCAUCCUAUUCAUGACCAGUCAUUUUACUUGACUGAUGAACAUAAAAGGAAGCUGAAGGAGGAUUACCAAAUAGAACCAUGGACUUUUGAACAACACCUUGGUGAUGCUGUUUUUAUUCCAGCAGGAUGCCCUCAUCAAGUGAGAAACUUGAAGUCAUGCAUAAAAGUGGCUCUCGACUUUGUGUCACCAGAAAAUUUACAAGAAUGUGUUCGCUUGAAUGAGGAAUUUCGUUUACUCCCAAAGAAUCAUAGAGCUAAGGAAGAUAAAUUACAGGUAAAGAAGAUGGUUCUGCAUGCAGUGAGUUCAGCUGUGAAAGAAAUACAGAGGUUAACAUUAGAUCCGAAGGCUGCGAACCUUGGGGAAGAGAACUUGAAUUUGACAGCUCUUGUUUCAGAAAAUCUAGAAAAGAUGAAUAAGAGAAAGAGAUAAUAGUACUACUGAAGUUGAAAAGUGUACUUACUAACAAUUUUGGCGUUAAAGAAUGUUGUAAAGAUGUAUUUUUAAAGCAUUCAAGACGCUGCAUAAUUAUGAACUGAAUUGGCAUUUAUCUUGUGUGCUAAUCUGUUCAAGCAGAUCUUCAAUCCAACAAGCUGCAGCCUUAGGAUUGCUAAGUGGUAAACAGUAAUUGUGAUCCCUUUGUAUAAUUACCUUUUGUUUGAAUAUAACCUUCUCUACAUGCCCGUCAUGUGAGUGCAAACACUUACAAUCAUUACUGCAUAACCUCAGUAAUAAAUUGCAUUGAUUUGUGUCA